CCCUACCCCGCCGGGCGCCCCCCCGUAGGCCCCCCGCCCCGUGCGUUCCCCCCACUGGACACCCCUCCCGGUCGUGCGAGCCCGGCGCCCCCCCUCGAGUCGGCCGCCGGGGGUUUUGUUUAUGGUUGGAUUUGCGGCCUAGUGGGCCGCGCCGGAGCCGGGGCCUCGAUUUGGGAGCGUGGCCGGGGCGGGGCUUGGGCAGCCGGAGGGGGGGGCCAUGCGGCUAGAGCCCGAGCAGGGAGAGCGAGGAAGAGCGCGAGCGAGCGCGGCCUGGGCCCCGCCUGAGGUAGGGCCCGCUGCGCCCUGGCCGCUGCCUGUGAAUACGACGAGGGGCCUCCUCCCUUCCCGGCCCGCUGCGGGCCUCCUCGGUAUUCUACCUUGUAAAUACUGUUAUUUGUAUAUACUGUAAAUGAUGACGUCGGUGGGCACUAACCGAGCCCGGGGAAACUGGGAACAACCUCAAAACCAAAACCAGACACAGCACAAGCAGCGGCCACAGGCCACUGCGGAACAAAUUCGACUUGCACAGAUGAUUUCAGACCAUAAUGAUGCUGACUUUGAGGAAAAGGUGAAACAAUUGAUUGAUAUCACAGGCAAGAACCAGGAUGAAUGUGUCAUUGCUUUGCAUGACUGCAAUGGAGAUGUCAACAGAGCCAUCAAUGUCCUACUGGAAGGAAACCCAGAUACGCAUUCGUGGGAGAUGGUCGGGAAGAAGAAGGGCGUCUCAGGACAGAAGGAUGGUGGCCAAACGGAAUCCAACGAGGAAGGCAAAGAAAAUCGAGACCGUGACAGAGACUAUAGUCGGCGACGUGGUGGGCCACCAAGACGAGGGAGAGGUGCCAGCCGUGGACGAGAGUGUAUGCAUGGGGCUUUAACAAAACCAGCUGUUGUUCGGGGUCAGGAAAAUGGAUUAGAUGGCACCAAGAGUGGAGGGCCUUCUGGAAGAGGCACAGAAAGAGGCAGAAGAGGACGUGGCCGAGGCAGAGGUGGCUCUGGUAGACGAGGAGGAAGGUUUUCUGCUCAAGGAAUGGGAACCUUUAACCCAGCUGAUUAUGCAGAGCCGGCCAAUACUGAUGAUAACUAUGGCAAUAAUAGCGGCAAUACGUGGAACAACACUGGCCACUUCGAACCAGAUGAUGGGACGAGACUUGAUUUCAUUGGGGUUGAGGGGUCAAAUUAUCCCCGAAAAUUUGAGACUGCUCCUGGUGCGUGGAGGACUGCAACAGAGGAGUGGGGAACUGAAGAUUGGAAUGAAGAUCUGUCUGAGACCAAGAUCUUCACUGCCUCUAAUGUGUCUUCAGUGCCUCUGCCUGCGGAGAAUGUGACAAUCACUGCUGGUCAGAGAAUUGACCUUGCUGUUUUGUUGGGGAAGACACCAUCUUCAGUGGAGAAUGAUUCAUCUAAUCUGGAUCCAUCUCAGGCUCCUUCUCUUGCCCAGCCUCUGGUGUUCAGUAAUUCAAAGCAGAGUGCCAUAACACAGCCUGCUUCCGGAAACACAUUUUCUCAUCACAGUAUGGUGAGCAUGUUAGGGAAAGGAUUUGGUGAUGUCGGCGAAGCCAAAGGUGGCAGCACCACGGGCUCGCAGUUCUUGGAGCAGUUCAAGACUGCUCAGGCCCUGGCCCAGUUGGCGGCACAGCAUUCUCAGUCUGGAACCACCACCACCUCUUCUUGGGACAUGGGCUCCGCCUCACAGUCCCCAUCGCUGGUGCAGUACGAUUUGAAGAACCCAAAUGAUUCAGCAGUACACAGCCCCUUUACUAAACGCCAGGCAUUCACCCCAUCGUCAACCAUGAUGGAGGUGUUCCUUCAGGAGAAGCCACCCGCAGUGGUUACCUCCACAGCCGCACCUCCGCCCCCCUCUUCUCCUUUGCCAAGCAAAUCCACCUCGGCCCCACAGAUGUCUCCCGGGUCUUCAGACAACCAGUCCUCUAGCCCUCAGCCGGCUCAGCAAAAAUUGAAACAACAGAAGAAAAAGGCCUCCUUGACUUCAAAGAUUCCUGCUCUGGCUGUGGAGAUGCCUGGCUCAGCAGAUAUCUCAGGGCUAAACCUGCAGUUUGGGGCAUUGCAGUUUGGGUCAGAGCCCGUCCUUUCCGAUUAUGAGUCCACCCCCACCACGAGCGCCUCUUCAAGCCAGGCUCCAAGUAGCCUCUAUACCAGCACGGCCAGUGAAUCUUCAUCCACAAUUUCAUCUAACCAGAGUCAGGAGUCCGGUUAUCAGAGCGGUCCAAUUCAGUCGACAACCUAUACCUCCCCAAAUAAUGCUCAGGGUCCUCUGUAUGAACAGAGGUCCACACAGACUCGACGGUACCCCAGCUCCAUCUCCUCAUCACCCCAAAAGGACCUGACUCAGGCAAAGAAUGGCUUCAGCUCUGUGCAGGCCACGCAGUUACAGACCACGCAAUCUGUUGAAGGUGCUACAGGCGCUGCUGUGAAAUCUGACUCACCUUCCACUUCUGGCAUCCCCCCUCUCAGCGAAACGGUGUCUGCAGCUUCCUUACUGACAACAGCCAGUCAACACUCAUCCUCCUUGGGCGGUUUGAGCCACAGUGAGGAGAGUCCAAAUGCUACCACCACACAACACAGCAGCACGUUAUCCACGCAGCAAAAUACCCUUUCGUCAUCCACAUCUUCUGGGCGCACUUCGACAUCCACUCUUUUGCACACAAGCGUGGACAGUGAGGCGAACCUCCAUUCUUCCUCCAGCACUUUCUCUACCGCGUCCAGCACGGUUUCUGCGCCUCCCCCGGUGGUCAGUGUCUCCUCCAGUCUCAACAGCGGCAGCAGCUUGGGCCUCAGCCUCAGCAGUAACUCCACCGUCACAGCCUCGACUCGGAGCUCAGUUGCUACAACUUCAGGAAAAGCUCCUCCCAACCUCCCUCCUGGGGUCCCGCCAUUGUUGCCUAAUCCGUACAUUAUGGCUCCAGGGCUGUUACACGCCUACCCGCCACAAGUAUAUGGUUAUGAUGACUUACAGAUGCUUCAGACAAGAUUUCCCUUGGAUUACUACAGCAUCCCAUUUCCCACGCCCACCACUCCGCUGACUGGGAGGGAUGGUAGCCUGGCCAGCAACCCUUACUCUGGUGACCUCACAAAGUUUGGCCGUGGGGAUGCCUCCUCCCCGGCCCCGGCCACAACCUUGGCCCAGCCCCAACAGAAUCAGACUCAGACUCACCACACCACGCAGCAGACCUUCCUGAACCCGGCGCUGCCUCCUGGCUAUAGUUACACCAGCCUGCCGUACUACACAGGGGUCCCGGGCCUCCCCAGCACCUUCCAGUACGGGCCUGCUGUGUUCCCUGUGGCUCCUACCUCUUCCAAGCAGCAUGGUGUGAAUGUCAGCGUGAAUGCAUCGGCCACCCCUUUCCAACAGCCAAGUGGAUAUGGGUCUCACGGAUACAACACUGGUGUAUCAGUCACCUCCAGUAACACGGGCGUGCCAGAUAUCUCGGGUUCUGUGUACUCCAAAACCCAGCAGUCCUUUGAGAAACAAGGUUUUCAUUCCGGUACUCCUGCUGCCUCCUUCAACUUGCCUUCAGCCCUAGGAAGUGGGGGGCCCAUCAAUCCGGCCACAGCUGCUGCCUACCCACCUGCCCCCUUUAUGCACAUUCUGACCCCCCAUCAGCAGCCGCACUCCCAGAUCCUCCACCAUCACCUGCAGCAGGAUGGCCAGCUACCAUAUUUGCAGAUGAUUCUCUGUUGCCAGCGCCAGCAGGAGGAGCAGGGAUUUCACAGCCUACAAAGGACCGCUGCACAUUUCCAUUUCCUCCGGAAACUGCUCCACCUGCAGCAGAUUCCGGGCCGUGAAGGGAGUGGACAGCAGACAGCGGGUGGAAAGGGAGAAGAUUCAGCAGGAACUGGAAGAGAGCCCUUCUUUGGAGGCAUGACUCGGGAUGAAGAUGAGGACGAUGAGGACGAGGAAGGGGAAGCCACGUGGGGCCGUGGGAGCUCGAGGUGUGAGGGCCCUCGGCCCCCCGAGGAAUUCGGCUUUGGCUUCAGCUUCAGCCCGGGAGGAGGGAUGCGCUUCCAUGACACCUUUGGCUUCGAUGACCUAAUUCGGGAUUUCAGCGACCUCUUCAGCGAGCUGGGGACCUGGACCUUGCCUUCCCGCGCUCCUGAACUUCCAGGGCCUGGUCCCGAGUCAGAGACACCUGGUGAGAGACGACGGGAGGGACAGACACUUCGGGACUCAAUGCUUAAGUAUCCAGACAGUCACCAGCCCAGGAUCUUUGGGGGUGUCUUGGAGAGUGAUGCAAGAAGUGAAUCCCCCAAACCAGCACCAGACUGGGGCUCCCAGAGACCUUUUGGUGUGUUUGAUGAUGUGUGGCCUAUGACCCCCCGUUCUAGAGCCAGAGAAGACAAUGAUCUUGAUUCCCAGGUUUCCCAGGAGGGCCUCGGCCCAGUUCUGCAGCCCCAGCCCAAAUCUUAUUUCAAGAGCGUCUCUGUGACCAAGAUCACUAAGCCAGAUGGGACAGUAGAGGAGCGCCGGACUGUGGUGGACAGUGAGGGCCGGACAGAGACCACAGUAACCCAUCAAGAAGCAGAUGGCAGUCCUAGAGAUGAUCCAGAAUCACCAACACCUCCAGCCCUGGAUGAUGCCUAUUCCAUCCUGGAUUUAUUCCUAGGACGUUGGUUCCGGUCCCGGUAGCCCUGUUAACCCUCAGAAGCCUUCAGAUUCUGUCCACCCUUUGCUCACCAUCUGUGGGCUUACCUUCUGCUCCUGCCACCUCAGGGCCUUGGGUGUGUGAAACAGUGAGUUGGGGGUAUGUCAGUAUGUGACUCACCCAAACUGACUAAUAAAACGUUUAUUUAUGCUAA
This is a messenger RNA of Mirounga angustirostris (Northern elephant seal), 4815 nucleotides long. RefSeq names its product ubiquitin-associated protein 2-like. The record is from RefSeq and is a predicted model, not a curated record. Bases 410 to 4645 code for a protein of 1411 amino acids. The transcript is spliced from 35 exons. Gene Ontology annotation, cellular component: cytoplasm; apical plasma membrane; nucleus. Gene Ontology annotation, molecular function: protein binding. Lineage: Eukaryota; Metazoa; Chordata; Mammalia; Carnivora; Phocidae. Gene Ontology annotation, biological process: hematopoietic stem cell homeostasis; regulation of actin filament polymerization; negative regulation of apoptotic process.